UUUUUCCUGCAGAAGAUUAUUUUAUCAAUAUAUAAUGAGCCACCUACAGACGCAAACAAGGACUCGAAUUCUUUCUCAAGUCUACGUCUUCUCCAUAGCCCACAUUCACUUCAUGAUGACGCAAAAUACAGACUUUUAUCCAAGUUUCAACUCCUCGAUAAACUCUCUCUCUUCCCCCUAAUCGUAAAUGGCCGCGGCUUAUUUUCACCCCAAUUUUUGAAAUCUUUCAUAAUUUAUCGCAGGCCCAGAGGUUAACAGUGUUCGGGUCAGAGAAUUUUUAUCCAUCCUUUUCGCGCGCAUCAAUAAAAUGUCUGUGACAAGCAAGGAUGAACCCAACAAAGUGGCUCUUGAUGUGGGUGCCUGGAUGUUCAAUAUUGUCACCUCCGUUGGUAUUAUUAUCGUCAAUAAGGCUUUGAUGGCUUCAUACGGUUUUACAUUCGCUACAACUUUAACUGGUUUACAUUUUGCUGCCACAACCACAAUGACCCUUGUCCUAAAAAGGCUCGGUUACAUCAAAAGCUCCCCUCUUCCAGUCUCUGAUCUCAUGAAAUUCGUCUUGUUUGCAAAUUUCUCUAUCGUGGGAAUGAACGUGAGCUUAAUGUGGAAUUCCGUGGGAUUCUAUCAGAUUGCAAAGCUAAGCAUGAUACCCGUAUCGUGCUUUCUUGAGGUUGUUUUGGAUGGCGUUCAGUAUUCGAGGGACACAAAGCUGAGCAUUUUAGUCGUCCUAUUGGGUGUUGCCAUCUGUACAGUGACUGAUGUGAGUGUUAAUGCCAAAGGAUUUGUUGCUGCUUUUAUUGCAGUUUGGAGCACGUCCCUGCAGCAGUAUUAUGUUCAUUUUCUCCAAAGGAAGCAUUCCAUUGGCUCUUUCAAUCUACUCGGGCAGACAGCACCUCCUCAAGCUGCAUCGUUACUUUUGGCAGGGCCCUUUGUUGACUACUGGUUGACCGAUAAACGGGUCGAUGCCUAUAACUACACCUACAUAUCAACUAUGUUUAUCGUGUUGUCCUGUGCAAUCGCAAUAGGCACCAACCUUAGCCAGUUCAUCUGCAUAGGCCGAUUCACAGCUGUCUCGUUUCAAGUGUUGGGUCACAUGAAGACCAUUCUUGUCCUGACGCUCGGUUUUCUUUUCUUCGGUAAAGAAGGUCUUAAUGCCCAUGUUGUUGUGGGCAUGAUGUUUGCCAUAGUUGGGAUGGUUUGGUAUGGUCAGGCCUCCUCUCAGCCUGGUGGCAAAGACAGGCCCAGUUUGCCUCCGUCUGGCGAAAAGCCCGAAGACGAAAUUGGGCUCGUGAAAGCCACAGAGGUCGAUGAGAAAGUCUAGUGAGUCCUCAUCCGUAAAUGGAAGAAAAAAAGUAUAAUUUAUUUUCUUUUUUUUUUUAUUUUCUUUUUUGUUGUUGUUUAAUUGUGGAACCAAGAUUUGUGGUAAUCUUAACAAACUGGAGAAAUUAACGUCGAUUGUAGACAAUUUACUUGGCUUAAUAACUUUACUUAUUUAAGGAAUCAAUCAAUCGCUUUCUAUUUCUCUCUCGGUUUCGAAUGUAAGUAUGAAAUUGAGUUGAUGAUGC
This is a messenger RNA of Striga asiatica, 1562 nucleotides long. The record is from the annotation of a GenBank genome assembly. NCBI's taxonomy places the organism in Eukaryota, Viridiplantae, Streptophyta, Magnoliopsida, Lamiales, Orobanchaceae.